ACAAUUUUGAAUUGGACUUCACAUUGUCUGACUCGCAGAUAACUCUGAUAAAUUCAAUCACAACUGUUCAAAAGUAUGCUUGGAAUCCAGAUGUUGUUGCCUAACUUAUCCUGCUAAUUGCUACCUUCAAAUUUCAAUUUAGUUUAAAGGUUAGAAUUAUAAACUAGUGAAAAAUGAGUGAUGGAUGCAGAGCAAGUGAAAAAGAAGUAACAUCUGUUUGCAAUUGUGUCAAGAGAGAGGUAAUUACUCCUAUUCAACUGGAAAGUUGUUUUCCUGAUUGUGUUGCUCAAGUCAGUCAUGCUUCAUACAAGUCCUUACCCAAAACUGGUAAACCUCAAUCUGACUCAGAAUGGACUUUACUUGCCUCCAUAGUGCAGGUAACUUCACAUGUUAUGUCAAGUCACAACCAUCCAGACCUGAAAGUUGUUGCCCUUGGUACGGGAACCAAAUGCAUUGGGCAAAGCAAGUUAAGUAAAAGUGGAGAUAUUGUGAAUGACAGCCAUGCUGAAGUAAUUGCAAGAAGGGCGUUCUUAAGAUACCUGUACCACCAGGUAUGUCUUGCGCUGAGAGGUGAUGAGUCCAGUAUAUUUCACUUUAAAUGUGAAUGUGGACAUUUAUGUCUCAAAACUGGGAUCUCUUUUCACUUUUACUCAAGCCACACUCCGUGUGGAGAUGCUUCCAUUUUCCCCAAAGAUGAAGAAAUGACUGAUGUUGGUGGUUGUGUUGUCAUGACACCAGAGCAAUCUUCUGGCUCACAAGAACAUAACAUCUUAGUAAAAAAUGAAAUACAAAGUUCAAAAAGACCUCACGGCUGCUCUGAAGUAGCUAGCAAGAGCUUAGAAUCUGAUUCAACUGCACCCAAAAGGUUUAAAACUGACAUUCAUCGAACUGGAGCUAAAUGUAUAGCAACAGAAUCUAGACAAGACCUCAAGCUGCCAGGAUUUGAUUUCCAUGUUCUUGGAGCUGUCAGAACAAAGCCUGGAAGAGGGGAUCCUACUCUCUCUGUUUCCUGCAGUGACAAGUUGAUGCGGUGGAAUUGUGUUGGAAUUCAGGGUGCUCUUCUUUCAAGAUUACUUGGAUAUCCAAUCUAUUUGCAAUCAAUAACAGUUGGAGGCGGCUGUCCUUUCUCUGGUUCUGCACUGAAAAGGGCUGUUAUAGAAAGAGCAUCAGUUGGAAAGUGUUGUCUACCACCUGGAUAUUUCAUAAAUAAGCCAAUUUUAUUUCAAUCUACUGUGCCAUUCCCAAACAGGAAGAGGGGUAAUACUCAAAGACCAUGUCCAUCAAGUAUUGUUUGGUCAGCCUCUGUUGAAAGGCCUCACGAAGUUGGAAUUGAAGGAAAACGGCUUGGUGUUACUAAGAAAAAGCAAAGCACUCCUGCUGGACGGCUAUUAAUCAGCAAAAAGGACCUCUUCCGUCAGUUUAUGGACUGUUGGUCUUUAAAGGAAUUUCAAAGGAACCAGGUGGAGCUGUUGGAUGAGUGUUCUCCCGCAGUGGUAUCUAUUUCUAAGGGUUUGUCUUAUAUGGAAUGCAAAGCAGCUGCUGUGGCCUAUCAAGAAGCAUGGAGAACCAUUCUUAAAGUUGCACUCCUCCCAUGGACCAUAAAACCUCAAAAUCUUCAGAUCUUUAGGAGUGAGGAUUGACAUAGAUAUACCAUUAAUAGUAUCAAAGUCAACAUCAAGAAAGUUUAUUGAUAGGAACAUAAUUCCUCUUUGGUUCUUGUUCUAUCAUAAAACAAAUAUAUUACUAUAACAUAAAUAUAUAAAGGACACUAUCUUAUUUAAAGUUAAAACAACACA
Molecule: messenger RNA, 1796 nt
Organism: Frankliniella occidentalis (western flower thrips)
Lineage: Eukaryota; Metazoa; Arthropoda; Insecta; Thysanoptera; Thripidae
Gene: Adat1
Product: tRNA-specific adenosine deaminase 1
Exons: 7
Coding region: 174-1640 (488 amino acids)
Biological process (GO): RNA processing
Molecular function (GO): adenosine deaminase activity; RNA binding
Source: RefSeq, a predicted model, not a curated record